Messenger RNA from Medicago truncatula (barrel medic), 1112 nucleotides. RefSeq names its product RING-H2 finger protein ATL64. The coding region runs from base 302 to 811 and encodes 169 amino acids. The record is from RefSeq and is a predicted model, not a curated record. The transcript has a single exon. Gene Ontology annotation, biological process: protein ubiquitination. Lineage: Eukaryota; Viridiplantae; Streptophyta; Magnoliopsida; Fabales; Fabaceae. Gene Ontology annotation, molecular function: ubiquitin protein ligase activity.
AUGAAUAUAACAAAACAUUGUUCAUUCUAUUUCUCUCUUUGAAGGUGUAUGUAUGUAUGGGUGUAAAACAAAAAACAUUUUCCUAUUUGAAAAGCAAAACAGGAAAGAACGUAGAAGAGAGUGAAAGUAAAAGCAAAAUCCAAAAGAAAAAAGAAGAAACAAAAGCAAAGUAGUUGCCUCCACCACACCCCCACCAUUUUGGCUUUAUAAGGAAGCCACAGAACUCAUUACAACUUCCCCCUCCACCCUCUCUCACCCUAUAAUCUCCCUUCUUAUUAUUUUCUCAAUCUCAAUCACUUCAAUGGGUUUCUACACUCAACAAUCCAUCUCCAAUUUAACAAUAAGUCAAGCCAUAUAUGAAGCUGCUCUAAUCAUUGCAGUUCUUAGAUGGAUCAUAUGUUUAGUUUUCAAAAUAAUAAAACACACAAGAACAAAACCAGUAGAAGAUCAACAACAAUACUCUUCUUGUUGUCAAAUGUUACCGUUGACAAGUUUCGGAGAAAUCAAGGAAAGACAUCCAGAAACAGAAGAAACAUGUGCUGUUUGUUUGAACAAACUGAAAAUGGAAGAUGAAGUUAGAGAAUUGAUGAACUGUGAUCAUGUGUUUCAUAAAGAAUGCAUAGAUAAGUGGUUAGAACAUGGUCAUGACAAUGAAAAUCAUAACCAAACUUGUCCACUUUGUAGAGCUCCAUUGAUCAAUUCUUAUUCACUUUCAUCUGAAAUUUCAAGCUGUGGAUUUUCUCCUCCUCAACCUAGUUGGGCUGUUGAGAGACUUCUUUAUCUCUUUGGUGAUGAUCUCUUGCCUUGUUAAUUAAUAAUUUAGUUAUAAGAUCAUAGAUUAGGGAAUUCAUUAUUUGUUGGAUCUUCAUCAUAAAUUUCUUAGCUCAAAAUCCUCUUUUGUUGCUUUGUUGUGUGCUAGAUGCAACAAAAUUAGUAGAUGUUGAGACACAAAAUUUGUAUGUAUAAUUUAUGUAUAUGAAUGUAUUAUGUGCAUAUUUUUUUUUUCACAUUUGAUCUAUAUAAAAUAUUACCUUUGAUUAUUCCAUUUGUAUUUAUGGUUUUUUGGUUAUUUUGUACAACAAACAAAUUAAUAAUGGAAGUUCCUUGAACCA